AAGAUUUAUAACCUUAUGGAAUCUGACUUGUCACCAGAUAAAUGUCAAAAUACACCACCGGUGCCGAUAAAGACUUAUCAAUGGGAAGAUGUGCGAAGAGCUCGUGAAGCGGGAGGCUAUCCUUGGACGCACCUAUUGAAAGUGCCACUUGAAGGCGAAAUAACUGCAGAGGACAUUUUAAGAGAAACAACGCCAAGAAGAAGCAUGUCUCGGGAAUUUUCGAGAUCGAGAACUCAUUCGCCUGUCGAUAGAGACGCCCAAAGAAUACUAAACCUUGACUCCUCACCUGGAAGUAGUCGUAAAUAUGGAGAGGAAGGCGAUGAUGAAGGAGUGCACAUACCAAAUUUUUCAAAAGAAGUGUCUUUGGAUUCAGAAGAUGACGCUAUAGACCAGGCUGUUCAAGCGUAUGUUGCGAAGCGUCCGGAAAGCCAAACGAGUACCCAUUUAGCGACUCCUGUUGAAAUACCAAAAAAUGUUUCCCCGAAAAGUAUAUUGAAACGACGUGCACCAGAGCAACAAUAUAAUAUAGGUGUAACGGAGACACGAGAAAAAACAAAAUGUUGUCAUCCAUUAGUAAAUAAGAUAAAACAUUUGGCUGAUAAAACAUUACACAAAUUAGAAAGAUCAGACAAUGAAAAGUCUCCGAUAACGAAGCGUAAGAAAAAUGAAGACACUCAAGAAAUUCGGCAGCUAAAAUCUUCACCCGGAGCAGUUCGAAGGCAAAAAUUUAGUGCAAUAAAAUUGGGAGAUUCAGAUGAAAUGAGUAAAUCUAUGAGUGUUGAAACUCCUCCAAUAAGAAAGAAAAAAGAACAUAUAUACGAGGACAUAGACGAGAAAUCAGCAGAGAAAGAAAAAAUUAUUCAGUUUGCUCCAAAUACCCGGAAAGGAGAAAAUGAAGUCAAUGAAGAAAACUUUAGUCAAAAUAAACAAGACAGUGAAAGUUUAUCUGAAAAGAAAUCAAAUGCAUCCCAAGAUCCUAGCUUAGUUACAGAUGACUCUAUUCCAUUAAAUCGUGAAGAACAUGUAAUGGAAAAACUACAUAAAAAAGACAAUAUCAAUAAAGAGGCCGUUUUAUUAGAUGAUGACACGGAUGAACCAAACGUUGAUGAGAUAUUCCAAAACCAACUGGAUGAAGUGAGGCCUAAAAACGAUUCACCGAAUAUAACUAUUACAGAAAUUAUUGACGACGAUGCAGAAACUACCGAGGACUGUACUGCAGUUCCUAUUGAAACCUCCCCAACCCCUAGCCCACUAGGAAUGGAACGGAAGGACAUAAAAAACUCUAGCAGUGAUUGGUCUAAACCCAACAGUGAUCACGAAUACGAAAUUAUCGAAAAACCAUCGCCCGACAUUGUGUACCAUGCUCCAAACGUGGGUGAUAGAACAACAAUGGUCAAAACCGAUGACGAGUUAUCUAGUACUACUUCAUUAGAAAGAAAGUAUUUACAACAUGCUUCUGAUGAAGAUGAACUAAUGGACGACAAAGAAAAUCUGGAUAAUAAUAAAAAUGAUGACACUAUUAACGCAGAAGCUUUACAGAAAGAUAUUGAAGAUCGAUUCUUUGUUAGCACACCAUCUACAGUAUCCAGAACGGAAUGCGAAAUCAGUACUAGUCAAGUAGACUCAUCAGCUUUGGAAAAUUUACCGUUGAAGCGUGGAAGCCGAACCAAAAAUACAGAUAGUCACGACAGCAAACUGCAACAACGUAUAAAAGAAGGGACAGGAAAGCUAAAAACUCAGGCCGGAAAAUUGAAAACUAAAUUACAGAACAUGAAAACGUCAAUGCCUGAAAGACCUAAAUUAAGUUUUCCGGAUCGCCCGAAGUUCAAAAUGCCCGAACGACCAAAAAUUAAUUUUCCGGAAAGACCAAAGUUUUCAUUACCCGACAGAAGAAAAUUCAGCUUACCUGACAGACCAAAGUUUAAAAGAAUUAAUAUUUCAGAAAAGCUAAACAUGGGAGAUCGAAAGAAAUUUACAUUACCCGAAAGACCUAAAUUUAAUGUUCCAGAUUUACCUAAAUUCAAAAUGCCAGAGCGACCAAAAAUAAACUUUCCGAGCUUGGGGAAAAAAAAAGAAUACAAAGUCGAGACAACAGGAUCAGAGUCACCUACAGAUGUUAAAAAUGUUAGUUCAGUAGAAUUUGAAGCUAAAACAUUUCCAAGAUUAUUUGGACGGAAAAAAAAGACGGAGCUUCAAAAAACUUCAUCUUCCCCGACUCUGGAAAGAGAAGACACACCACCACCAAAUUUCACAUUUACACGGAUGAAAAAAAUUACACAAGAACCUUCGUCCUAUAUCCCAGACAGUCCUGAACAACCUCGUGAAUACGGGAACAUUGAAAAUGUAAAUAAUUACGACGAAGACUUCGGAUCAAGAAAACAGUUCGAAACUACUUACGACUUUGAUAAAAUAAACACUGAGUAUAUGAAUGAGCCACCACACUUUGGUGACAAUCUUAACGCUUCUUCUAUUCCCAAUCUAUCACCGUCUGAACAGGAAUACACGCAUGUAAUAAACGAAAUAAAUAACGACGAAUUUUUCGUCCGACCGAGAGGAAUUUCUCGCGAAAAUAUUCAAGUAAGAGAAUACUUGAGCGACGAAAUACGACAAGCAUUUAAAAUACCGAAAAACGUUCUCGCAUCUAUGGGAAACGAUUCUCAGCCUGCCGAUGAAAAUGUUUAUAUUAAUGAACCGGAAGCGGAUCCAGAGUUAACGAUGGAUUACAACGAACUGAUACGUUAUUCAAACGAAGAUCUAAAUGACCGAGAUGAUGGUUAUUAUACAUUCCCGCCAGUGCGACCAUCUCGAGGCAAGCGUAAGAAAAAGGAGCCUGAGCCCGUGGCUGAGCCUCAACGCAUCCCUUAUAUAGACGAUAGUAUGAAUGCCAGUUUGCAAUUUAGUGAAGUUGAUCUGGGAUUAAACGAAGAUCCUGAAAUAGAAAGCUAUAUAAUCGGAGAAAGUGCUCAAAUACCAGGAGAUAAUAAAUUCAGCUUUUCUCCUCCUAUUGACUCUGGUUUAAUUCAUGAGUAUGCAAAUGAUGAUAUAUUAGAAUAUCCAGAAAAUAUACCAAUCCAAUCGCAAACACUCCCAAUGCCGCCAAAGAGAAAAAGGAAAGUGGUUUCUAAGGAUCUGAGGCACUCAUCACUCAGUGACUUUAAAGACCUAGCUACAACGGAGUGGCAAGGAUCCCAGAAGCCCUUGGAAGAUAUUAUAGUAUAUCGUACCGAACACGAGUAUAUUCUACCUCAAGCAGAGACUGUAACGAUAACUGAUCAUAGCCCUGUGCCCCCGCGACGAAAUCGCUCACGCAGCUCUAGAGGGACUUCAUUAUGUGACGAUGAUAGAACUUCUCAUGGUGCUGAAUCACUCACUCUUGAUACUCAUGGUGCUCAGCAUGACGAAAUGGAUGUCGAGAGAGAAAUCCUCCGUGAAAGCCCCGGAUACGCCACCGUUGACAAAGGACCUUAUGCACCUAACAAAAAAGAGAGACGUUCUAAAAAUAAAACCCCUCCUGUUAGGCAUCGCAAAAGCCACAGUUCUGAACGAAAGUAUUACACAGUUGGAUCCACUACAACCGCAAUACCCGACCGUCCACCUAGAAAAAAAUCAUCUACAAGUUUAAUGACUCUAGAGAGUUCUACAAAGCGAUCUAUUAGUGGGGACCUUACGCAGUAUGUAGAAAUAGAUGAGCCUCAUAUUGAAGAAGUUCACAAAGAUUUGCAAUCAGGUGAAGUCGUUAGUAAAAUGAAAGAUCGUCCAUUACCUCCACCUCCACGGCCGCCAAGAGGGUCAAGAAAAUCGAAGAAAGGUAAAGACAUGUCUGACGAACCGGAACAGAAUUUUACAAUUGCAAAUGAAUCAAAAAUUGAAAUGUCAUCAAGUUACCCAGCAGAAGAAGAUAAAGAACAUGUCAUAGAAAUUGAGGUCUCGACACAAACAGAUCCUCUUCCUGAUGACGUUGACUUUGAAUUAGGCAUCGAUGAGAACCUAGAUGUUUCAGUAUCAAGUUCCUUAAGGGACAUUAUUGACGAAGACUCAAUAAUAGGCAAGAGUCACAGUAAAAUAGCAGAGAGUCCUCGUUUUUCACGCCCAACCUCUAGAUCCGAAAAAUCAUUAAAACUAUCCGAUCCAAAAAUUUCUGAAUUUUCAAAAUCGACUAUAGGAAGAACUUCUCCGACUGUGAUUUUGGUUGAGCGACGGGUAUCUAGUCCGACGAGAAUAAAUGAACGUGAUGAAAUGUUAACAGAAGCUUCCUUGACAGUUCAACAUAUUGAUGUAGAAGAGUCUCAAAUUCCAGAAGUUCCCCCACUACCAAUGUCAAGAGGUGUUUCUAGUGAUAAAAAAUCUACUAAAAAUGUAGCUCCACCUAUUGAAGAACGCGCACUUGAAAGAGUGACUGGCGUCAGUUCCACUCGAAAUGUUCAGUUAGAUAAUUUAUCUACUCAACGACUACAAGUUAAAGAUUUAGAUGUGGAUCGGCUAAACGUUGCUGAAUUACAAGCCAGCAAAAUUUUAGUUUCUGACAUUGAAGGAAUGACUUUACAAGUUUCUGAAUUGGAUUCUAAAUCAGGGCACAUUUCUGUUAGUGGGAUUGAGUUUUCCCAAACGGUUAUAGACGAAAUAGUUAAGAAGUUUGCUGAAAUUACUACUACUCAAGCAGCAACUCACAUACAUGAUGUAAUUCAACCUCAAAGACCAAUAAGUAGAGAGGAACAAACACAAACAGAAGAGUGUCAACAUCGGACCAGAGCCGAAGAAUUAAUGUCAGAGGAAAAAGAGCCGCUGCGUGCAACGUUGCAGCAGUGUGAUUUUGUUGCGCAGCAACAAACUCCGACAGUUGAAACGCAAUCUUUACAACCAUCAUCUGAAGAACAUGUCUCGCCACAACCACCCAAUGUAGAAGAAAAAAAAAACGCGCCACCACCACCACCUCCUCGCCCGUCUAUUGUUGAAGAUACUACUGCCCCACCGCAGCGACCGCCUCCUCCAGACUUAACUCCUCUCCUAUAUUCUUAUCUCCAAGAUAUCUCAUUGCCUCCUCCUUCUCUCUUUGUAAACCGAGGGCUAAGUGAACGACCAUUCACUGAAUUCCAUGAAUCUCAGCAUCAGACCCCUCCACCACCGACGCGAAGAAUUAAGAGAAAACCGGUAACACAUCACAGUGAAUCCAGUUCUGACGAGGAUAGGGCGCACCCAUCACCAAGGCGGAUGCCACCUCCAGUCAGAGGUCACGAACCGACUAUAGUUGAAGCAGGAGCGCAAUUCUUGCGGGUUUGUCAUAAUUCAGUUAGCAGAACUAUACGACAGAUGUUCAAUUCUUUAAUGUCUUAUAUCAGUGGAGCGGAAGACAAAAAAGACGUGCAAAUGGCAUUGGUAAUAUUUCUGGUGUUAAUCGCUGGAUUAAUCAUGUUCGGGCUAAGCGACGGGCGGACGGUUCACCAUCAUCACUGGGAAUUUUUCAAUCCUCCUGACAACACACAGUGACAAACAUCGAAAUGUAGGUUUUCAAGAACGUAUCCCGUUGAUUAUAGUGUAUAAGAUUUUAGUUCUAUUACCACAUUUAUUAAAUAUUAUUUAUUGAUUAUUAACGUAAGCUAAGAAGUAAUAAAUACGUAAACUUACUUCAAGUACUUUUGCAGACCGGUUAUGUACACCUAUUAUAAAUAUGAAAGCUGAUCAAUCACGUAACGUAUAUAACGCAUGUUUUCGAUUAACUACGGUUUCACUUAUAUAUUUCUUAGUAAGGUUAAAAGAACGAGAAAAGCAUUUUGUGUAAACCAGACUUUCCACUACGGUUAUGGAAAUGUUAGAAUGUUAUUUAAUUUAGUUGUUUAUUAUAAGCCAGUUUGAUUGUAAUUCAAUGACUCUUACUUUACCUUUGCAAAUGUCAGGAUUGGCGGAGCUCUGAAGCCGCUGAAGACUGCCGCGUCUUGUGUGUAAUCGAAAUUGAUUACACUCAUUGGACUUGAGUUAGAGUAUUCGUUCGAACCAGUGAUAUUUAUGUACACGGUUCGUGAGGAUAACUGAGAAUCAAAGCUCUGAGAUAGAAUAUAGAUGUGCAGGAACGUAUACAUUUACUUCUCUAUCCAAAGCGCCCAAAGUUUUGAAAUCGAUUUUGAAAUGUUUUUCAAAGAAAAUUUAUUUAAAAAAAGACUUUGAAAAACUUUUGAUUUGUAUUUCCAUUCACAAGUGUACUUUGUUUAUUGUUAUUCGCACAGUAAGUGGGAAUUAUAUGUUAGUGUGGGCUGGUUUUGCAUUUUGUAAGUUUCUCUUUUGUUGUGUAAAAUAAUAAAAUUUUG
Molecule: messenger RNA, 6299 nt
Organism: Hyposmocoma kahamanoa
Lineage: Eukaryota; Metazoa; Arthropoda; Insecta; Lepidoptera; Cosmopterigidae
Exons: 3
Coding region: 16-5484 (1822 amino acids)
Source: RefSeq, a predicted model, not a curated record